Molecule: messenger RNA, 2300 nt
Organism: Paramacrobiotus metropolitanus
Lineage: Eukaryota; Metazoa; Tardigrada; Eutardigrada; Parachela; Macrobiotidae
Product: U3 small nucleolar ribonucleoprotein protein MPP10-like
Exons: 5
Coding region: 360-2045 (561 amino acids)
Biological process (GO): rRNA processing
Cellular component (GO): Mpp10 complex; sno(s)RNA-containing ribonucleoprotein complex; small-subunit processome
Source: RefSeq, a predicted model, not a curated record
ACUCUAUUAAAAUUAAUGGUAAACGCACUUUUGGCAGUUUCUCAUGAUGUCCACGACAAGUUUGUACGUUUGCUCGUAGUCCAUGCAGCUCAUGUUGCCAUAAUUAUGAGGACAAAAUUGAUAUUUUCGUCGACUGCUGAAUAUCAAUUCGGCUGGCUUGAGAGCGAGAAAUUAUUUCGCUUCUGUAACCGGAACUGGAAGUCUGAACUCUGGAGUUAUGCUCGCAGUGUCGCACACACAGCGUAGAUCGUGUGUCGCAUGGUUUAUUGGACAUUGUGCAGCAUGAAAUGAUCGAGCAAACUUAUUUUUGAAGUGCUCAUCAUACCGUAACUGCAUAGCUUUGGCAAUAAGUAGCAAUUAUGGCUUUGAAAACUCCGGGAAAUGUAGUUUCUAACUCGUGCUUGUUAUCUAUAUCAAAGGAUUUCGAAAGCCUGACAAGCAGGCCUUCGGAGUUCUUAGCACCAAAGCCCGAGGUAUCGGGAGAUUUCCGCAAAGUUGCUAAGCUCAUUUUUGAUUUUAUUCAUACCAGUGAUGGCGCACAGCUGCCUCACUCCACCGAUCUGCCAGAGCUACUGGUUGAUAAGUGUUUUGAUGACGAACAAGUGUGGACCCAACUGGAAGCGGAUAAUCGCCUGAAUAUCGACUCGGCAGUGAAAAACGCGGCCACAUUACUCGUCCAGUCAGAUAGUGAGUUCUUCGGAAUUGCCUCUUUGGCGCCGUCAGACGUUACUGACGAUGAAAGUGAACCAGAGGAAACCCUCCGGGAAGAGGAAGAUGAAGAACACGGUGACGUCGAGGCAAACUCAGAUGACGAUGAAAUCAGUUUACCGCUUGAAGAUCGGCGGGAAUUGGGGAGUGAAGAUGAUGAGGAUGAAGAAGAGUUGGAUGAGCGGGAAGAGACCGCGAAACCGUCGCGAGUCUUUCCCAAAAGUGUAGUUGAUGACAAGUUUUUCAGGCUGGAAGAAAUGAACGAUUUUUUGUUAGAAAACGAACGACAGGUUGCUAAGCCCGAUGAGGAAAUUGAUUAUUUUGUGGAAGAGGACAGCGAAAGCGAAAGGGAAGAUGUUAAAUAUGACGAUUUUUUCGACCCGCCGCCCGAUGUUUUGCAGAAGGAACAACGGGAAGAAAAAGAUAAAGUUAAAUCCACUUUUGAGAAACGCCAGGAAAAACUCAAAACCAAAAUUCAGGCCAUGGAAGAAGAAGCUGUUUCGGAACGGCCAUGGCAGCUGAGUGGCGAAGUGGCCGCUAGUAAACGGCCGGAGAAUUCUCUGCUGGAAGAAUUUCUGCAGUUUGAUCAUGUUACGCGACGAGCUCCGGUGAUUACGGAGGAAGUCACGCAGACGCUGGAGAGUUUGAUUCUGCAGAGAGUGAAAGAUAAAGCGUUCGACGAUGUGCAGCGUAAGACCAAACCCAAAGAUGUGGAUCCGUAUGAAUAUAAAAAGAAGCUCAUUCUGGACGAUUCCAAACCUAAAAUGAGCUUAAGUCAGACGUACGAACAGGAAUAUCUGAAGAAAACUGCCAAAACUGAGCAAACCGAAAAGGAAGAACACCGCAAAAUCCGCAGUGCUAUCAAUGAGCUGUUCGUCAAAUUGGACGCGCUAAGUAAUUUCCAUUUCGUCCCGAAACCGGUGGCACCAGAUAUCAAGAUUAUCAACAAUUUGCCUACAAUUGUCGUCGAAGAAGUACAACCAUCCGUUGUUUCCACCGGUCAGCUCUUAGCACCUGAAGAGGUGCAAGCCAAACGGAAAGAGGAACUCAAAGGUGCUACCGAAGCUACGCGCACAGAUAAGAAACGAGCACGGCGGAAAAAGAAAGGCAUGCAGAAAAUGAAAGCCCAUCACCAGAAGGAGAAGAUCAAGGACAAGGACGCGGAGAACAAAAAGCGUGACAAAUUAACGGGAAAAGCGGGCGGAUCUUCUACGGCGUUUUUUAAUAAAUUGCAAGAUACUAUAAAGACGGAGAUGCACGCGAAAAAUGGUGAAAAGAGUAAGAAGAGGAAAAACGAUUUAAAAAAGAUACCCGGCGGGAAAAAGAUUAAAUUAUGAAGGUUGCAAGCUGUGUAUGCCCUCUUUUAUGAAUUAUGGAUGUUUAGUAUCGUUUUCUGAAUGGUUGUUUUAACAGCACUGACUGUUGGAAAACGCGUUUCAAACUUUCCAGCAGUACAGUGCCAUGUGUUUCGAAUACAAUACCACCUUACAUCUUGCGGUUGCUUAAAGAAACAUAGGUAAUAACAGAACUGAGUUUGUGAUUAAUACUGAAUAUUAAUUAUACUGUGGCAAAACGGACAAGGUUUUCUGAAA